UGUCGAUGUCAUAGAAAACAUCCAGCUACAUACAUUUUAAUAUAAAACAAAAUAUAUUUUAAAUGAAAUAACUUAAAAUAAUGUCAUUAUCAAGACUGUAUAAUGUUGUUACUAGAUAUAAAAGUACACUUGCUAAAGAUCAAGUGCAACCAAGUAAUUUCGAACAUGUGUUUUCAUUUCCUUUCGUUGGUUAUUUUGCCUUGUUAAAUCGACUUAAAAUAUACCAUUUCUUUGGAUCAUGUGCAAUUAUACCUAGUGCCGGUUUAUUAGAAUCGAUGAGUGUUUUACCAGAAACGACUUCCUUAGCCGCAUUAUAUAUAGGAGUAACAGGAGGUGCUGUUUUAUCUUUGGCUUCCUUACCAUUUAAGAAUAUAAUUGGACACAUAUACAUAAGUGAUGACAACAACUUUGUUAAAAUAUCUUCAAUUGAUUAUUUUGGACGAAGAGUAGACAGAAUUAUCAAAUCUGAGGAAUGGAUCCCUUUACUGGAUAUGAAACCAAGAACAUUAGAUGCAGUCUAUUUAAAACCAGAGCUAACUGAUGGAACAAAGUACAAGUUGCUUAUUAAGUUUGGUACUGUUAAAAAUUCUAGUAAAAUGGGAGAGGUUCUAGAAUAGAAAUAAAUAAUAGAAAUAAAUAAGAUAAAGUUUGAGUAUAUUAUAAUGUAGGAAAUAAAUAUAGAACCAAAAUACCUGAAUAAAGAUAGUAGUUAAUAAAUUAAUAUGAGUA
This is a messenger RNA of Colias croceus (clouded yellow), 729 nucleotides long. RefSeq lists its product as uncharacterized. The coding region runs from base 81 to 617 and encodes 178 amino acids. Gene Ontology annotation, cellular component: mitochondrion. The record is from RefSeq and is a predicted model, not a curated record. Lineage: Eukaryota; Metazoa; Arthropoda; Insecta; Lepidoptera; Pieridae. The transcript is spliced from 2 exons.